AUGUAUCUGAAGAAUAAUGUAACUGAGUUCAUUUUGCUUGGGUUGACUCAAGAUCCUUUUAAGAAGAAAAUAGUGUUCAUCAUUUUCUUACUCUUCUAUUUGGGGAUAUUAUUAGGUAAUUUGUUGAUUAUUGCUACCAUCAAGAUGAGCCGGUCACUUGAGAGUCCCUUGUACUAUUUCCUUUUCUACUUAUCCUUUUCUGAUACCUGUUUCUCCACUUGCAUAGCCCCUAGAAUGAUUGUGGACACCCUUGUGAAGAAUAACACCAUCUCAUUCAAUCAGUGCAUAAUACAAAUUGUUACAUUACAUUUCUUUGGCUGCCUGGAGAUCUUCAUUCUAAUCCUCAUGGCUGUCGAUCGCUAUGUGGCCAUCUGUAAGCCCCUGCACUACACCACAAUCAUGAGCCAUAGAGUCUGUGGCAUAUUGGUGGCUGUGGCCUGGGUGGGGUCCUGUGUACAUUCUUCAACUCAGAUCCUUCUGACCUUGAGUUUACCUUUCUGUGGUCCCAAUGUGAUUGAUCACUAUUUCUGUGACUUGCAACCUUUGUUGAAACUUGCCUGUGCAGACACCUAUGUCAUCAACCUACUUUUGGUGUCCAACAGUGGGGCCAUCUGCACAGUGAGUUUUGUCUUAUUGAUGUUCUCCUAUGUCAUUAUCUUGCAUUCUCUGAGAAACCACAGCGCUGAAGGGAGGAAAAAAGCCCUGUCCACCUGUAUCUCCCACAUCAUUGUGGUCAUCUUGUUCUUUGGCCCUUGCAUAUUUAUAUACACACGCCCUGCAACCACCUACUCCAUGGAUAAGAUGAUAGCUGUGUUUUAUACAAUUGGAACACCUUUGCUCAACCCUAUGAUUUAUACUCUGAGGAAUGCAGAAGUGAAGAAUGCCAUGAAGAAGUUAUGGAGCAAGAAUUUGAUCUCAGAUGACUAA
This is a messenger RNA of Talpa occidentalis (Iberian mole), 927 nucleotides long. Its product is annotated as olfactory receptor 4C16-like. NCBI's taxonomy places the organism in Eukaryota, Metazoa, Chordata, Mammalia, Eulipotyphla, Talpidae. Gene Ontology annotation, biological process: G protein-coupled receptor signaling pathway. Gene Ontology annotation, cellular component: membrane. The record is from RefSeq and is a predicted model, not a curated record. Gene Ontology annotation, molecular function: G protein-coupled receptor activity; olfactory receptor activity. The transcript has a single exon. Bases 1 to 927 code for a protein of 308 amino acids.